AUGAACAACUAUAACAACUUUUUCACUCUUGGCCUUGGACUGUUUAGACAACCUUGCAAGCAAAGCCAUCAAAUAAAACAUCAACAGAAAAUGAUGGAGAAGAGCUGGCUUCUGGCUUUUCUCCUCUUCCUUCAAAUAAUCCCAAGAGAGGCAGCUUUUGGUGUUAGUGGUGGCGUGGGUGUUGGGAUAGGCAAUGCAGGUGGUGGUGGAGUAUGGAUUGGCGGUGGGAUCAACAGUCCUCCUACCCCAUCAUCGGGGUCUUCUGUUUCAAAGCUGAACGGUGCUUACGCUGCUCUUCAAUCUUGGAAAUCAGCCAUCACAGAUGACCCAUUGAAGAUUUUGGAAACUUGGGGUGGUACCGAUGUGUGUACUUAUAAAGGAGUCUUUUGUGCAGAUCCACAAGAAAACGAACUAGGUCCAGCUGUUGUAGGCAUAGAUCUCAACUAUGCGAAUCUGCAGGGCACUCUUGUCAAAGAACUCUCUGUCCUCACAGACUUAUCUCUCCUUCACCUCAACAGUAACAGGUUUUCAGGCACAGUUCCUGAUACUUUCAAAGACCUCGUUUCUCUUCAAGAGUUGGACCUGAGUAACAACCAGUUUUCGGGUCCUUUCCCAACCGUUGCUUUAUACAUUCCAAAUCUCAUGUAUUUAGACCUCAGGUUCAACAGCUUUUCAGGAUCCAUACCUGAAGAUGUUUUCAACAAGAAACUUGAUGCAAUUUUCCUCAACAAUAACCAAUUUGAUAGCCAAAUUCCUCAAAAUUUGGGCAACUCUCCUGCUUCGGUGAUAAAUUUGGCCAAUAACAAGCUCAGUGGAAACAUUCCACCUAGUUUUGGGUUGAUGAGCUCCAGAGUGAAGGAGAUUUUGUUUCUAAAUAAUCAGUUGACAGGCUGCAUUCCUCAGGGAGUUGGGCUGUUUACAGAGAUGCAAGUCUUGGACGUGAGCUACAAUUCACUGAUGGGUCAUUUGCCAGACACAAUUUCAUGCUUGAAUCAGAUUGAAGUUCUGAAUUUGGCACACAACAAGCUAUCUGGACAAGUACCAGAACUGGUUUGUUCUCUGAGAAGUCUUGUGAAUCUGACAGUUGCCUACAAUUUCUUUUCUGGGUUUAGCCAAGAUUGUGCCAAGUUGUUCUUUAGAAAUGUAGGUUUUGAUUUCUCGUUGAAUUGCAUUCCUGGGAGAGACAUGCAGAGGCCUCAACCCCAGUGUAGUGUGAUACCAGGAGGAGGAUUGAGUUGUCUAAGAAUCCCUUCUGUUCAACCUCUUGUUUGUGGGUCAUUAGCGGAGACAUUGGAGGCUAAUCUGAAUCAAAGCCCAUCUUCUCCAUGA
Messenger RNA from Dovyalis caffra, 1329 nucleotides. NCBI's taxonomy places the organism in Eukaryota, Viridiplantae, Streptophyta, Magnoliopsida, Malpighiales, Salicaceae. The record is from the annotation of a GenBank genome assembly.